Molecule: messenger RNA, 578 nt
Organism: Macadamia integrifolia
Lineage: Eukaryota; Viridiplantae; Streptophyta; Magnoliopsida; Proteales; Proteaceae
Product: mannose-specific lectin-like
Exons: 1
Coding region: 35-517 (160 amino acids)
Source: RefSeq, a predicted model, not a curated record
ACCCAGCUUACACAUCACUUACAAAGAUACAAGUAUGGCUGCCAUUCCUAUCCAACCCAUCAUUAUCUCUGCUCUCCUCUACUUCUUCCUCUGCCUCCUCAUCAACAACCCAGCUGGCUGUGAGGCUGAGAACAUCUUGUACAAAGACGAAGCUCUCUACAGUGGCAACUCUCUCCAAUAUGGGAGCAAUGUCCUUAUAAUGCAAGAAGAUUGCAACCUGGUACUCUACAGGAGUUACUCCCCCAUAUGGGCAUCUAACACCGGCGGAAUGGGCAGUAAUUGCUAUUGUCGGAUGCAAUCCGAUGGAAAUCUUGUCAUCUAUGAACCUCCUACUCAACGGACAAUCUGGGCCACCAACACCGGUCGUGACAAUGGUGACUAUGUUCUUAUACUUCAGAGGGACGGUAACGUGGUUAUCUACGGCAGUUCAGUUUGGUCUACCGGCACUUAUGGUGCAAUGAAUUGGUUGAGGAUAACUCGAUCAGAUGAGCCAAAAGUUAACAAUAGCAGCAGUUAGAAGGAACUACUACUAUGGCUUUAGGAAAGACAAUUUGUAACCAUGUAUAAGGUUUAUAGUU